UAUCUCUCUUCAACAUCUGAGGGACUGCAUACGCCUUGCUCUGGUCCAGACGAGGCGCACGAACCAGCAUCUUUGCGAUCCCCUGAGGUGCAACUCGCCACAACCACAGUUAUGUCUGAACGUAUGACCCGAAGCAGGACGGGUAAAACCCCAAGCAAGCCCUCCAAUCCUGGCUUCGUCGAGACCCCCGGUCGCCGCAAAUACUCGCGCAAAAGCGUCAUUCCGGAUGACGACGCGCUGGAGUCGACACCUGUGCCAGAACCAACGAGGGGUGCCAUUGCCUUCGACCUGAAGCAAGAGAACGGACCCGCCAAGGCCAACGGACACUCCAAUGGCUUGACCAAUGGUCACACGAACGGGGAUGCAAAUGGCAGCGCCAAAACACGCGACAGGAAAAUUUCCGUCUCCAAGCAUGAGAAUUGGGGUCCCCGGGAUAUCUCUGGCGAGAGGGAGUUCGGUGGCUCAUUUGGUAUGAGCGCCAUGAUGAUCGGCUUCCCCGCGCUCAUGUACUACAUGUGGAUCGGUUCGUAUUUCUAUGACGGCAAAUUCCCAACACCCACCGAUGGCCAAACGUACGGAGAGUUCUUUCAGCACAUGUGGAACUUGGUCAAGACGGAAGCAUAUCCCAAUGCACGCGCUUGGAAAAUCUACUGGGUCUUUGGUCUCACCCAGAUGGCAUUCUACAUGCUCCUCCCUGGUGUCUACCGCAAAGGCAAGCCUCUCCCUAACCUGGGUAUGAAGCAGCUGGACUAUUACUGCUCAGCCAUGUGGUCCUUCUACACCAGCAUCGUCAUUGGGGUUGUUCUCCACGUUACCGGUAUCUUUAAACUCUAUACCUUUGUCGAGCAGUUUGGACAUAUUAUGAGCGUUGCCAUCAUCUCAGGCUUCCUCUGCUCCGCAAUCGCAUACGUCUCCGCGAUUGUGCGCGGGAAGGCUAUUAGAAUGACGGGCUGGCCAAUCUACGACUUUUUCUUGGGCGCUGAACUCAACCCGAGGUUGUUUGGCAUUCUGGAUUUCAAGAUGUUCCUCGAGGUUCGCAUUCCCUGGUUCAUCAUGUUUUUCCUUACCCUGGGUACGUGCUUCAAGCAAUACGAAGAGUAUGGCUACGUCUCCAUCGAAGCACUCUUCGUCCUUUUUGCUCACUGGAGCUACGCCAAUGCAUGCGCUAAGGGUGAACACCUCAUCAUCACUACCUGGGACAUGUAUUACGAGAAGCUCGGCUUCAUGCUCAUCUUCUGGAACAUGGCAGGUGUACCGCUCUCCUACUGCCACUGCACCCUCUACAUUGCCAACCACCACCCUUCCGAGUACCAGUGGCCUGUGUGGGUUCCUAUACUCCUCACCGUUGGCUACAUGAUUUCCUACUACAUUUGGGACACCACCAACUCCCAAAAGAACCAAUUCCGUCUGGAAGAGCGUGGUGAUCCUGUGGCAGAGCGCACUACCUUCCCUUACUUCCGCUACGGUCGCAUUGCCAACCCUCGCACCAUCCAGACAAAGCAAGGCAACAAGAUUCUCGCGGAUGGCUGGUACGGCAAGGCUCGCAAAAUCCACUACACCUGCGAUGUGUACUUUGCUGUUACAUGGGGUUUGAUCACUGGCUUCAAGAGUCCGUUCCCAUGGUUCUACUCGGUAUUCUUUGUGGGCAUGAUCAUCCACAGGGCUAAGAGAGAUAUCGAAAAGUGCAGGAAGAACUACGGCGAGGCGUGGACAGAGUAUGAGAAGUUGGUACCUUACCUCUUUAUUCCGGUUAGUCGAUCCCCUUAUGAACCAUGCACAUGGUUUUCAUUUCCUUGA
This is a messenger RNA of Periconia digitata, 1797 nucleotides long. Lineage: Eukaryota; Fungi; Ascomycota; Dothideomycetes; Pleosporales; Periconiaceae. The record is from the annotation of a GenBank genome assembly.